CGAGAUGUUUCACCUUCUUUUCAGAGAUUCUGGGCUCAGAUCCUUCUCACAUGUUUUCUGUGAUAUGUUUUUUUUUUUUUUAUCAUACUGUACAUUUAUAAAUGCUCACAAUUUUGCCACUGCUUUACUCUUAAAUGGUGUGGACAUGUAAUCUGUUGUGGCGUUCAUGAGGUAGUUUGAAUUAUCGACUUGUCUUUUAACUUCACACGUCUUAUUCAAUUGGGGAAGUUGCACUUUGACUUUUGAUUUGUAAGGUCAUGGACAUCCUAAUUAAUUAAUGUUAAGGUCAUGAGUGUACUCAAUUUGUUUAUGUUCUAUUUAAUGGAGUAGUAUGGUGUAUACUGCAGAGAGUGAUAAACUGUAAACUUCACUGAGGAAUGUUUACAGUACCCACUGAAAAAUGCUUACGGUAAUCUAUGCUUAAGUCCAGAAAACACCCUUAAGAUAUUCAUGAGGUGGAGUGCACUGCUUAUGUGUAUAGUACAUAAAGGAUAGGUGAUGAAGAAUGACACUAGUAGCUGUUGCGUUGUGUCUGCUCAAUGCUUUGCACAAAUAUGUCUUUGCAGAUGAAAAAUAAUUACUUUAUGUGCUAAUUCUUUAUUUAACUUGCCUGGGGAUCAGAUAAAAAAUUCUGUCAAUCAUCUUUAAAUGUGUCCAGAAACAGAUUUUGUUCAAGAUCACACCAUCACAUAUAUUCAUGUUUGAAAUUACUGAGAUCGAGUUUAGAAUAUGGUGCACAAUGUGUUUUUCAUCGGAUUUCUAUAGGCUUUGUGACAGGCUAUGUGUCUAAUCUCAAUUACAAAUAUACUGGGACAGCAAUAAUAACAUGGCUAUGGUUAUUUUAUAUACUCAUCACAUGCUUUGGAAUUAUGACCUCCUUUCAACAAAAAACAAACGCCUCUUUUUAUGUCUGUUUAGAGUUUAGACCACAAGACAAAUGAUAUUCACCUUAUUUCAAAGAAUACUGCAUUUCAAAAGUAUUCCAGCAGUCGGCGAUAUUUUACCGCAAGUUGAAAACAUUUACGAGCGGUCUACAACCUGCAUUCUGGAGGCAACCAAUCAAAAAGGCGUGUUUUACAGUCAUAAAAACGAACCAGUAGCAGUGUAAGCUUGUAGCUCAAUAAUACACUCGGACCAAUCAAAUCGAAGAUGUGUGUCACUGUUUUCAGUGAGGGGGAGGGUGUGUAAUAUUCAAGUAACUUACGUUGGCUUUUCUCCCAGUUAGUUUGUGGUGUGGGAAUUUCAAUUUUAAAUCUGAGGGGUUGUUGGGAGCUCACUUCAAGAGAACAGCCUGUAAAGUGUUUGCUACUCAACUUGUUUAACAACACCAGGUACCUGCACACGGGUACCAUGACGACAGAGGUGGGAUCUGAGACGGAGGUGAAGAAGGAGCCGGAAAAGGCGGAACAGCCCCCGGCGACCGCUACAGCUCCAGCUCCUGCGCCACAGGAAGAACCCGCCAGCGAGGCCAAGCCAGCGGCCGAACCAGCGGCCGAACCAGCAGCCGAACCAGCGGCCGAACCAGCGGCUGAACCAGCGGCCGAACCAGCGGCCGAAGAGGCAGCAGCAGCAACAGCAGACACCCCAGCCUCUGAGGAGCAGCAGACCUCCGAGAGCGAGCAGGCUAAGGCGGAGGAGAAGAAAGACAAGAAGGAGAAGGACAAGGACAAGGAGGGUGGAGGCAAGGGCAUCUCCCGGUUCCUUCCUCCAUGGCUUAAGAGGUCCAAGUCCCAGAGCCAGGUGGGACCCAAAGAGAACGCACCCAAGGAGGGGAGCGUGGAAGCAGUGAAAGAGGAGGAGGAGGAGAAGAAGGAGAAAGACAAGAAGGAGGACGAGGCGGCGGCAGAGGAGUCCAAGGUCGACGGGGAGCAGCCGGUCCAGGCCUCAACAGCGGACCAGUCCCAGGAGCAGCAGCAGAAGGAGGAGGCCGCAGAGGAGGCUCCGCCCGCAGAGGACGCAAAGGCAGAUAACAACAAGGAGGAGGAGAAGCACUCCAUAGGCAGCGCCGAAACCCAGCCUGCCAAGGAGGAGAAAGGUGAGGACUCCCAGGAGAAGGACGCAGAGGACGCCAAGCCUGAGAACGGAGUGGAGGAGAGUGAGGAGGCCAAGAAGGAGGACGAGCCGACGGACAAGGCCGACACCAACAUCCUCUCCCCGCUGCGGCUCACCAAGAAAAUCAAGAUGGUCAUGUGCCAGGUCACCAUGCUGGACGGCAGCCAGUUCCCCUGUGAGGUGGAGAAACGGGCCAAGGGCCAGUACCUGUUCUUCAAAGUCUGUGAGACCCUCAACUUGCUGGAGAAGGACUACUUCGGCCUGAGCUUCAAAGACAACACAGACCAGACGUGCUGGCUGGACCCUCUGAAGGAGAUGAAACGGCAGAUCCGCAAUGCUCCAUGGAAUUUUUCGUUCAACGUCAAGUUCUACCCUCCGGACCCCUCUCAGCUAACAGAGGACAUAACCAGGUACCUGCUGUGCCUGCAGCUGCGUCAGGACAUCGCGUCGGGCCGCCUGCCGUGCUCGUUCGUGACGCACGCGCUCCUGGGCUCCUACACCCUGCAGGCGGAGCUGGGCGACCACGACCCCGACGAGCACCGCACUGACUACAUCAGCGACUUCCACUUCGCCCCCAGCCAGACCCGCGAGAUGGAGGAGAAGGUGGUGGAGCUCCACAAGUCCCACAGAGGGAUGACUCCAGCUCAAGCAGACACCCAGUUCCUUGAAAACGCCAAGAAGCUCUCCAUGUUCGGCGUGGACCUGCACCAUGCUAAGGACUCUGAGGGGGUGGACAUCAUGUUGGGGGUGUGUGCCAACGGUCUGCUCAUCUACAAAGACCGACUGCGGAUAAACCGCUUCGCCUGGCCAAAAAUCCUCAAGAUCUCCUACAAGCGCAGCAACUUCUACAUCAAAAUCCGGCCGGGGGAGACAGAGCAGUUUGAGAGCACCGUUGGCUUCAAGCUGCCCAACCACCGCGCCGCUAAGAGGCUGUGGAAGGUCUGCGUGGAGAACCACACCUUCUUCAGGUUGAUGACCCCGGAGCAGCCGACCAAGGCCAAGUUCCUCACGCUGGGCUCCAAGUUCCGCUACAGCGGCCGCACCCAGGCCCAGACGAGGCAGGCCAGCUCGCUCAUCGACCGGCCAGCACCCUAUUUCCAGCGCACCUCCAGCAAGCGCAUCUCCCGGAGCUUAGACGGAGCUCCAGUGAUAAGUGUGAUAAGUGAUGGGUCGGGCCCCGAAGGUGGGAAGGAGAACGGUCGAGACCCCGCCCUGGAGCUUUCUUCGGACUCCAAGGAAGACGAGGAGCCCAGUGAUGGAGCUGCUGCCGCCGCAACCACGGCCGCCGCUUCCAACUCCGCCGAGGAGGAUGCAGAUGAGUCGGAGGCCACCUUGAGAAAGAGCAAGUUGAGAGUGCAGGGGGAAAAUAUUUAUGUCAGACAUAGCAAUUUAAUGUUGGAGGACCUGGAUAAGACCCAGGACGAUGUUUUGAAACAUCAGGCUAGCAUUAGCGAGUUAAAGCGCAGCUUUAUGGAAGCCACCCCCGAGCCGCGCCCCAGUCAGUGGGACAAGCGGCUCACCGCCAGUCCCGCCACCAGCCUGCGCCUGCAGGCCCAAGGGAAAUCCCCGCCCCGAAUGGAGACCUUCCUCCCAGAGAGCAAAGACGUCGUCAAGAGUGCAGACGACAAACAGAAAUCAGAGGCUGUCGCCGCGGCGACCGCUGCACAGCCCGUGGUUGAGAUAGAGGAGACGGUAAUCGUCGAGGAGGUCAGGAAAACCCCCAAACCGGCGGCGGCGGCAUCCGAGGUCCUGGAAGUGCAAGCCGUGGCCAGCCAGGAGCCCCAGGAGGCAGCCAAGGUGGCUGUAGAGGAGAAGAAGCCCGCCAUAGAAGCUAGCAUCUCCUCGGACAGCGAGAGCGAAGAGGAGGCCGAGUACCACCCGCAGACCACCAGCGUCUCCGUGGAGCAGAUCAAGGAGGAGCCCGAGGAGGAGCAGGAAGAGGCCGAGCUUAACAAGCAAGAGCCCAGCCCAGAGCCUGAGCCAAUCGCUGUCGCUGAACCCGAGAUCGCCCCCGCCCCUGUCCCUGUCCAGCCGGUUGUUGAAGACGGCACCCCCAACGCCAAAGAAGAAGCUCAGCCGGUGGUGGACGUGGUGGAUGACGGGAUAGUGGAAGAAGAGAUGAUGUUGACCCCGGACGAGGCUCCCAACGGCUAUUCGGCGGAAGACAUGCAGGGCCUGGGCUCACUGGAGGAGGAAGAGCAGGAGCCGCGGAUGAACGGAGACGCGUCUCACGUGGAGACUGAGCACCUCCCGCAGGUUAUUUGUUGCUCUGAGCCCCCGGUGGUGAAGACCGAAAUGGUCACCAUCUCGGACACGUUUGCGGCCCAGAAGACCGAGAUCGCCACCAAGGAGGUUCCCAUCGUCCACACAGAGACCAAGACCAUCACGUACGAGGCAGCGCAGUUGGACGGUAGUGGGGACGGAGAGCCUGGCGUUCUGAUGACCGCCCAGACCAUCACCUCGGAGUCUUUGUGCACAACCACCACCACACACAUCACCAAGACACUAAAAGGAGGGCUGUCGGAGACCCGGAUUGAGAAGCGCAUCGUCAUCACCGGUGACUCGGACAUUGACCAUGAUCAGGCCCUGGCGCAGGCCAUAAAGGAAGCCAAAGAGCAGCACCCCGACAUGUCAGUGACGCGGGUGGUGGUCCACAAAGAGACAGAGCUAGCCGAGGACGAGGACUGAGAGCAACAGAGUUGAAGAAUUCCAACCACCCCCAUCCCGCCCCAACCCCCAGCAGUGAUACCGUUCUGGAGUAAGAUGGAGAGCGACUUCCUGGAUACUGUGGAGAGAGGAAUGAGAUGCCGAGCUGACCUGUCUGUGCGUUGCACACUUUCAUCUGUCGAUUUUUAUUUUUAAUCAUUCUGAAACAAAAACCACUUAGCUAACAUUCGUAGCGUGUUUUUAUUUUCUAGUGCUACCCCAACCACCCAACCUUCUUCCUUUUUAUUUUCAAAAGAGUCUACCAUUAUAAAAGCCAGAUAGGGUUUUACGUAAGUGGUUAUUUUUUAUUGUUGUAGUAUUCACCACAUUCCUAGUGUGUACAGUGUGGGGGGGUCAUGUAUUGAAGGGGAAACAAACAAAACAAAACAAAAAAACACUAAAAAAAUACAAACGAAACAGCAUUUUUACAAUUCAUCGCUGGAUUCACAAUGUUGGACUUGUUUUUUUGUUUUUUUUUGAGUGAUUGAGCUGACAAGCUAGCUUUGGACUUGGUUUGGUACAGUAUGGUAUUUUUUGUUGGGCCAAGCAAUUUUUGUAUCUUUUUUUGGGGGGGGGGGGGGGGGGGUUGGAUUGAGUUAAGAGGGGGGAGAGGGACACAAAAACAUAACUUCCUGAACAUUUCAGUCAUUGGUGUGUUUCCAAGGGACCAGUUAAAAGGACGGAGCACUGUGUCAUUUUGUACAUUUGCACUACAGUGCCAACAACAUUAUCUUUCUAUGCAGUUGAGGAAAAAAACGCUUAAAAAACAUUCCACAUCAGGGAGGUGCUUCCACAACUACCUCCCUCUGAAACAAAACAAUAACAAGUAAUUGUUUGAAAAAAAUGAUGGGGGAAAAAAAAUCACGAAACAAAAUUAGGCAGCUUGGAAACUUUUUUGCUUUUUCUGUAAUUCUCUGGCUUCUUUAAUCAGAUAUAUAUUUGUAGAUUUUUUUUUCCUUUUUUUUUUUUUUUUUAUCUUUUAAACUGUCUUUAUCUGUAAAACCAAUUUAGAUGUCAAUGAGAUGGGUUUGUUUUUCCUCUUAAAUAUUUUUAAUAUAUUUCGUGGGGAUCUUUUUUGACUAAAUGAAUUAGCGACACACACAACAAAAAAUGAAUCACCAGUCUCAAUCUUUUACAUGUAGAUACCAGAGCUAGCUUCCCUUCUCUGCUUUUGCGCUCUUUGCUAUCUGAAAUGGAGGAAAAAAAGAAAACACACCUUCAACGGUGACAACUUGCUCUUUGGACCCUGUGUAUAGCAGAUGAUAGUUGGAGUUUAGCAGCUUGAAAGAAAACAUUUGUGUUUUUCGUGUUUUUACCCUUCUUCCACAAGCCCAUGCCCUCAAAUUCAGUGUAACACUGUUCAAAAUAAAAGUUUGUUUAUUCUCUAAA
This is a messenger RNA of Clupea harengus (Atlantic herring), 6147 nucleotides long. RefSeq names its product erythrocyte membrane protein band 4.1 like 2. Lineage: Eukaryota; Metazoa; Chordata; Actinopteri; Clupeiformes; Clupeidae. Gene Ontology annotation, cellular component: cytoskeleton; plasma membrane. The record is from RefSeq and is a predicted model, not a curated record. The transcript has 23 exons. Bases 1351 to 4740 code for a protein of 1129 amino acids. Gene Ontology annotation, molecular function: cytoskeletal protein binding. Gene Ontology annotation, biological process: actomyosin structure organization.